Carica papaya (papaya) is the source of this 573-nucleotide messenger RNA. The record is from RefSeq and is a predicted model, not a curated record. Lineage: Eukaryota; Viridiplantae; Streptophyta; Magnoliopsida; Brassicales; Caricaceae.
AUAUCUGCGGAUUCUUCAAUUUGCUUUCUCCCUCAUAGAGGAAAGAAGUCAGGUUAUACUCUAUUUAUCCGCUUAUUGGAACUCUUUCUAAUGACCUAUGCAUUCUGUUAUCAUUUCCAGUUGGACGAUCCAUUAAUCCAAUUUGAGGAAGAAAUGAACUCUUUCCAUUUCAUUUUUUUGAGGGCUGUCGCCCUUAACUUCUUUAGGGGCUUAGAGCAGAUGAAGCCUUCCUUCUUUUUUCUCGGUCCGCUUUGGCUCCUGAUCUUGAGCUCGCUUUUCUUGGCCUCAGGCUUGGCUUCUUCUUGGAGUCCUUGCCCUUUUGAGACUUUAGGCCCUUGCCCUUGGGUUGUUGAUGUAGUUGCUUGUAGUUUUCUUUGAUUUUGAUUGAGUUGCUAGAAAGAAUAUCAAAAAAACUACAUAGUUCAGGAGAGAGAAUCAAUGUUCAGUAGUACGCCUGGUUCACCGAGUUCUACCACUGCGGGGCCUAAUCAUACUCAAAAGAAGAGUUUGAUUCUGGCUCAGAAGGAACGCUAGCUAUAUGCUUAACACAUGCAAGUCGAACGUUGUUUUCGG